UUCGGGCACAUCUACGGAGUACUCAUUCCAGCUCACGCAAUCGGGAAAUUCGACAAGUCAGGGUCAGAGCAAGGGAUUGUUUCAUCAUAAUCUCCCCCCACCUCACCUCUCAUCUGCUUCAUCAUUGACCCAGACCGCAGCGGCGAAAAGUGACAUCAGAUUGUACCGGCUCCAUGCCCGCGAUGAAGGCUAUAUAAACCUCUGGAAGUGUGGGAUUGAAUUGUUCAUCUCACUCAUAAUCAAAGCAAUCAACUCUUGCGAUUCCACUCCACGAUCUCACCUUACCAUUCUUUCUUCAUUUUCCUAUCUUAAACAAACUACCUCCACCAAAACAUAAAAAUGUCUUCUCCUCACCAGGGCGGCAGACUCGAGGACAUGGCCGCGAAGGGCACCUCGAUCCCCAACGACGCAGGCAUCCAGAACACCAUCCCCUCGGUGCCGCGUCCAGACCAGCGCGCCGAACACAGCGGCUUCGACAACUACGGCGUCGCUCAGCCCUCCUCCGCCUUCGCAGCCGACAACGCCACUGACAUGCCGCGCAGCGCCCGCGACAUGGGCGCCACCGGCGAGGUGCUCACCGGCACCGGCAACUCCCUGCCCGCUGAAGCCGAGUCCAAGCGCACCUUCAUCGGCAACCAGCACCCCGGCGCCAAAGGCCACGGACGCGACCUCAAGCACCGCAACAUGAACCGCAGUGCCUAUGAUCGCUUUGCCGCUGAGGAGGAUGAUGCGGCUAGUGAGCAUCAGAUUCGGAAUGAGUAAAUUCCUUGUUUAUUGGUUGAGCAGCGUUUUUGGUAUGGUGGAUUAAGCUGUGGCUGGUAUGCGGCUUUUUCUCCUUGGGAUGGAAUGGGUUUUUCCAAUGUAUUAUAGGUAUUUCAUGAUGAUCAUGACCCGGAUUAUUCUUUGGAUGGGUCGUUUUUGUAUAAUGAAGGAUGCAUUUGAAUGAUGUGAUG
Molecule: messenger RNA, 953 nt
Organism: Aspergillus homomorphus CBS 101889
Lineage: Eukaryota; Fungi; Ascomycota; Eurotiomycetes; Eurotiales; Aspergillaceae
Exons: 2
Coding region: 340-762 (140 amino acids)
Source: RefSeq, a predicted model, not a curated record